UCGUAUUAACGUAAUGUGCAACGGAAAUAGGUGGGCUAACAUUCUUUGCUAUUGAAUUUAUGCCAAAACGAAAAGUGACGUAUGUUGGUUUAUAUUUGUUCAUAAUAAAUUAUUAAAUUUUGUUAUUACUUGUUUCAUACAGAUGAACUGUAAAAUAUUAAAAAUCUAUUGAGCUUUAUUUCAUUUGUAUUUAAGCAAAAAAGAUAUUAAUGUUAUUGUAUUAAAGUGUUGAAAAAGUGUAACUUAAUAUAAAAUUAUGAAUUUUGGAUUUGAUCCUUCAAAAACUCAAGGCAAUGCCGCAACUACGACGAAUGUGGCCACACCAACAGGCUUCUCAUUUGGCUUUGCCGGAGCUGGUGAUGCAAAUAAACAAGUAACAUCCGGGUUAACAGUAACACCAGUUCAAAAUAAACCUGGUGGUUUUUUUGGAUCUGGAAUAACUACUCCAGGUCAAAGUACAAGUUUUACUUUUGGUAAUACACCAAAUACUUCUGCACCUACUAUUGGAGCGACAAUUACUCCAGUUACUGGAUUUGGUGUAUCUACAUUGGCUAGUUCUACAGCAAGUGCUAGUACUCCUAGUACUGUGGUACCUACAGGAUUUAAUCUACAGAGUACACCUACAGUACUUACAGGUACCGAAGGUGCGCAAACCUCUGCAACAACUGGUAUAAGUUUCGGAACACCAAGUUCUGUGCCAUCUAGCACUACUGGAUUUAAUAUUGGUGGUACUAUAACUACCGCAACAACUACUACUACACCUAUUUUUACUUUUGGAAACCCAACUACAACAACACCCACCGUGACAGGAUUGUCUCAAGAUGCAGCAAAAACAUCUACAAUACAAACAGGAUUUACGCCCACACCAUUCACUACAGCAGGAUUUGGACUAACUAAUACACCUGCUGCUACCACAGCUACAGUAUUUUCUUUAAACACAGCGACAACAACUUCAGCUGCGUCCAUCUUUUCAAUUGGUACAACCGCAUCAAGCACUACUGGUUUUAUGCUGAAUAAAACUACAUCUGUUACUGCACCUUCAAAUGUUGCAACUGUCACUACUCAUACCACUUUAGGAACUACAACCACAGUUAGUUCAUCUGCCAAUGCUAUACAGCCAGGAGCUAUUAACUUCUGUCAGCUUGAAGAGUCCAUUAACAAAUGGACAUUAGAAUUGGAAGAACAAGAAAAAGUAUUUGUAAAUCAGGCAACACAAGUUAAUGCAUGGGACAAAUUACUUAUAACCAAUGGAGAAAAAAUAGUAACUUUAAAUCAGGAAGUUGAAAGAGUUAAGCUUGAACAACAACAAUUAGAACAUGAAUUAGAUUAUGUCGUUGGCCAGCAAAAAGAAUUACAAGAUUGUUUGGUACCACUUGAAAAAGAAUUGGCAUCAUUAUCUGUCUCAGAUCCAGAAAGAGAGUAUACUUAUCGUCUGGCAGAAAAUAUUGAUACUCAAUUAAAACAAAUGUCAGAAGAUUUAAAAGAGAUAAUAGAACAUUUAAACGAAGCCAAUCGAGUUCAAGAUUCUAGUGAUCCAAUUGUACAGAUCGGCAAGAUUUUAAAUGCACAUAUGAACAGUUUACAAUGGCUUGAUCAAAGAACAGCUCUUCUAACUCAAAAAAUACAACAGAUCGAUCAAAUGCAUCAAAACUUCAGACAAGAAAACGAACGAAGUUUUAAUUUAGCAUAUAAUUAAAUCAUACUAAAUGUU
Molecule: messenger RNA, 1711 nt
Organism: Vespa crabro (European hornet)
Lineage: Eukaryota; Metazoa; Arthropoda; Insecta; Hymenoptera; Vespidae
Gene: Nup62
Product: nuclear pore glycoprotein p62
Exons: 4
Coding region: 257-1696 (479 amino acids)
Biological process (GO): protein import into nucleus; RNA export from nucleus
Cellular component (GO): nuclear pore; nuclear pore central transport channel
Molecular function (GO): structural constituent of nuclear pore; phospholipid binding
Source: RefSeq, a predicted model, not a curated record